Messenger RNA from Daucus carota subsp. sativus, 851 nucleotides. RefSeq lists its product as uncharacterized. The record is from RefSeq and is a predicted model, not a curated record. The coding region runs from base 435 to 851 and encodes 138 amino acids. The transcript is spliced from 3 exons. Lineage: Eukaryota; Viridiplantae; Streptophyta; Magnoliopsida; Apiales; Apiaceae.
AGGGAACUUUUCUGCAGCAGCGGAAAUUGCUGAACUAAAAGUUGAUGUUCUUCAGAAAUCUGAUCUUCUUCUUAAAGGCAGAUAUUUUAAAGAAGCCGCUCUGCUCAUUCUUUGGUAUGUUUUUGCUGAAUCUGUUUCAGUAAAAAAGUCAGGUUCUGUUUCUGACAUAAGUCCCUGUGAUGCUUCUGCAAUAGGAGUUUCUGUUGCUUACAGUAUCUUUGCUCUGCUAAAAGAAAACAUUUGCGCUGAAUGGAGUCCACAAAAUGCUUUUCUAUCUCCGUCUUGUUUCUUGUAUCUUGCUGAGCGCCUGCUCGUCAUGGUUUCUUAUUUCCAGGGAUACUUAUUUGUGACAAAGUCACCAUGUGUUGAACAUAGAGAAACUCAGCAGCAAUGAUUUGUUGAAUGAACUGCUUCCAGAGGCAGGUGAUACUAGCAUGGCACAUGAUAAUAUUAAAGAACUUGUCUUGGGAAAGCCACAUAGUAUCUUCUGGGAGAUAAUUUCUGAACUAGUAGCCUUAGACAAAGAAACUGGUAGGUUUAUGCAAUUCAAGUCCACAGCCCCACUCAUCAAGGUGGAAGUGGAGAAAGUGUCGAGCCUCUUAUCGUAUAUGAUAGCAUUGACUCUUGAGGCAAGCAAGUUUAAGAAUGAUGAAGAACUGUUACAUGAAGCAAACAUCAUGAUAGACGAGCUUAACCAACUCUCAUAUGCUCUGGAUAUAAGGAUUCUCUGCGAGGAGAAUACACAAAUGGUGGUGAAGAUUUCAGAAGGGCUGCAAUCAAGGAGACCGAAGAUGGAGCCUUUCUUGGAUCAUCUUUUCAUGCAAAUGCAUCAGGAAAGCAUGCUCAAUUGA